AUGUCCCCAUUUUUGGAUAUUUGGCCCGUGUUUUGCCUUACUUUGUCCAGAUUUCUUGCACUAAAGAGGUUGAGCGGUAUGAAGUAGGAUUUUGUGUAAGCAUGCCAAAAGCACGACAGUCAAAAUAAGCAGGUUUAAGUAUGAGAAUGGAAAGCGAAACUUAACCCUAGAACAGAAAGCAGAAGAUGCAAAGGCUACGAGGCUGCUCUUCACUUGUAGGCAGGAUCAAGAUUGAUGACUCAGUCACUGUGACAAUAAUCAAGCCAGGCUUUUUAUAACCACUACGUUGACAGAAGGCGUUGAGAAUGCACCCAUUUCCCUGUCAAGCACUGUAGUAUAACUCCGCCAGUGUCUGUUACGGGAAGUGUUUGAGAACUGGUGGAAUUAUCAGCGAGAAAGAGGAAAGCUCAGCUUCCACAGAACUCCAUUAAGUGAAUCGAAACUGAGUUAAUGUUGUCAAAACACAAAAAAAAAAAACUGAAAGGGCGCACAAAAGUAACUGACAGGGCGCUACAGGACAUCUGCAUUCUCCCUUCUGAGGUUUAGUGAAGCUUUGUGAUGGAAGCAACUUGUCUAAUUGAGUUCACAUCUUCGGGUACUCUGAACAUAAACCAGACAGCUCUGUGUUUUCUAAAAACAGUUCAGCAGCCUCUGCAGGUUGUUUCAAUAUUUGGUCCUAAAGGAACUGGGAAAUCCUUCUUAAUGAACAAGAUAGCUGGAAUCCCACGAGGGUUCCCGCUGUCAUUACCUGGAUGUCCACAUGUAGAAGGGAUGUGGAUGUUGUGUCUCCCUCAUCCAAGCCUAAAUGGACACCAUCUGCUAUUGUUGGAUGUUGAGGGAUUUGAUCCUGAACAGGGUGACAAGAGGAAAGAAACUACAUUAUUCAUCCUUGCUGUGCUGCUCAGCAAUGUGUUUAUAUACAACACACAGGGAGAAGCGACAGGGGAAGAGCUGCAGAAACUGAUUCAUAUUAAAGAGCUUCCACAUCUGGUUAAUGCAACAUCUAAUGAAGAUCCAUACAUAGCUUUUCUGUCCGACCAUCUUCCUGAUUUUGUGUGGUGUGUUCGAGAUGCAGCUCUUGAACUGGAAGUGGAGGAAACAAUGGCACUGGAGAAUUGCAUUGAAGAUAUCUUGAUGACGGAUAAUGGUGCUGAUGACUCUCCAGUUGGAUUAAUAAAUAAACUGUUUUCACACAUAAACCUUUUUGAGAUCUGUGAACCAUUCCCUGGGUUUAGAAACCUCAACCCUGAAUUAGUGCCUGAUACACAGCUUAGAUUUAUUUUCAAGAAACAGAUACAGAAACUACAACAGUUUAUUUUUGACAGAAGACCAACAACCAUGAAUGACAGAAGAAAUAGUAAUGGCCAAAUUCUGGCUUCUUUGAUGGUAUCCUUUACCAACAAACUGUCAUCAGGGGAUAUUGUUAUCCUUAAAGAGGUAUUUGAACAGGGGAUCAUAGAAGAGGAAAGAAAACAUCUGGACUACCCAGACCGUAAUUUCCAGAUUAAUACCUUCAAAAAUGAAGAUGAACGAACGUGUACGUUGCUUCCAUCUGACCAGGAUGGAACUGGGCUUUCAAACUGGGAAACAGGGUAUCAGAGGAAAGAAGAGUUCAACUGUAUGGAAUCUUCUCAUCACUCAUCAAAGGUUAGAGGCAGUUUAACAAAUAUUUCAUCUGCACCCUUCAGCAUGGAAAACCCAAUCUGUCUUAUUGACAGUGACAGCUCUGGGGAGCUACAUGUGAACCAGGAAGCUCUGAAAAUCCUCUUAGAGGUGCAACAUCCUGUGGUGGUGGUUGCCAUUGUGGGAUUGUACCGUACUGGGAAAUCCUAUCUCAUGAAUAAACUAGCUGGAAAACAGAAAGGAUUUUCCAUGGGCUCAACAGUGGAAUCACAUACCAAGGGAAUCUGGAUGUGGUGUGUUCCACAUCCUCUCAAACAUGAUCACACCCUCAUUCUACUUGAUACAGAGGGACUUGGAGAUGUGGAGAAGGGUGAUGACAAGCAUGACUGCUGGAUUUUUGCCCUGGCUGUUCUACUGAGCAGCAUGUUUGUGUACAACAGUUUGGGCACAAUUGACCAGAAUGCCUUGGAUAAGCUACACUAUGUCACAGAGUUGACCGAACACAUAAAAGUGAAAUCAUCUCUUAACAAUGAAAGUGAUUCUUGUCUAUUUGCUCGAUUCUUCCCUGCUUUUAUUUGGACAGUGCGUGAUUUCAGUUUGAAGCUGAAGUGGAAGAAGCAGCUUAUCACAGAGGAUGAAUACCUGGAACAUGCUCUCAAAUUACGACCAGGUUCCAGUAAAAAAGUACAAGAUUACAACUCUACAAGAGAGUGCAUCAGAAAUUACUUUCCUAGCCGAAAGUGUUUUGUAUUUGAACGACCUACAUCUAAAACAGAGGAACUGCAGAAUUUAGAGGAACUAACAGAGGAUUGUCUUGAACCAGUGUUUGUAAAACAAGUACAGACAUUCUGCCAGCAUGUUUUUGAGACCUCAAAAGCCAAAACUUUACAGGGUGGCCACACUGUAACAGGAAGAUUACUUGGCAACCUGGCUGUAACCUAUGUAGAUACAAUUCGUACUGGAACCAUUCCCUGCCUAGAGAAUGCAGUCCUUUUGCUUUCACAGACUGAAAACUCUGUAGCAGUGAAGCAGGCCGUUGAGCAUUAUGAGAUGAAGAUGAAAUGUAUGAUACUCCCUACUGACACAAUUGGGAACUUCUUAGAGUUGCAUGCUGUCUGUGAAAAAGAGGCAAUUCAAAUUUUUAUGAACCGAUCCUUUAAGGAUGAUGAAAGGAAGCACCAGCAACAACUUAUGAAUAUGAUAAAGCAGAGCUUUGAGAGGUUCCACCAGAAAAAUGAGAAGGAGUCAACAGACAGAUGUACAACAGUAAUCGUGCAUGUAAGCCAGGAGCUGGAGGACCAAAUGACUGAGGGAUACUACUUCAAGCCAGGGGGGUACAGCUGUUUCAGGAAAGAUCUGAUGGACAUUGUUGAGGCAUACAAGGCUUUUCCAGGAAAAGGAAUAAAGGCAGAUGAAGUGCUGAAGGCAUUUAUGCAAGAAAAGGAAGUAAUUGCUCGGGCUGUUCUACAGACUGAUGUAACAUGCACAGAGAAGGAAAAACAGAUUGAAGAUGAGCGACUUAAAAGAGAGGCUGCAGAGCUACAGAGGAUAGCAAUGGAAAAGAAAAGUGCAGAUGUGCAGCAGAUGGUGUUAAACCAACAAAAGAGCUAUGAAGAAAAUGUACGACAAUUAAAAAUAAAGCUGGAGGAAGACAGGAGAAGCCUUCUGGAAGAGCUGGAGAGAGUUAUUGAUCAAAAACUAAAAGAACAAGCCUUGCUGAAAGACGAAUUUCAUGAGAAAGCUGAGAAACUGGAAGCACAGAUUUUGUCUCUUCAGAAAGAAAAGAAGGCAGCCAAGUCAACUUCCUUUUUAUCUAUAGCAAUUAAUGCUCUUGGAAUUAUUGCUUCUCUUGUGCUCCCAGGUCCAGAAGGAAAGAUUAUAGGAGUUGGUGCCAAAAUCCUCUCUCAAAUUGUGUGAAAAGGAUUUUUUCUUGUCAUAAGUUUGCUGUUGCUGAAAGUUAUCUGCAUAAGUAUGACACCACUGGUACAGUGAACAAGAGUGUUCCAUUUAUUUCUGAAAUUCACUGUAAUAGUUCAACUUACCUGGGUAUUGCUGAUUUCCAGUGGGGCACAAUGAGUAACAGGGGAGAAGGGAGUGUUUAUGAAAAACAUUCAUAAUUCUUGAUCUUGUGACUAGUGUCCUGUUGUAGGCUGUCACCUUGGGAAACAGGAUUGACCUACCUUUCACCUUGAAUGGGAAGCUGGUGUGCUCUGGCAGACAAUGACUGGGUUACAGGAUCCUCACCCUGCCUCAUGCUUAAGUGUAUCCAGGAUGGGGGGGGGGGGGCACUUGGUGUGCAUACCCCUUAGGAUCAGCCAGAGUCUUUCAGGAGGAGGAGCAAAUGGUCCACCUAAGAGCUGGUAUCAGGGGAAAAUGGGUCAGUCACAUAGGCUGAAUAAAAAUAAGUUAAAAAAUAAUAAUUGUAAUUAUGUAGCAGCACCUAAGUGGUAAAAAGAUAAUCAUGCAAAAAAUGUACGGAGUCAGUGAAGAGAGCACAACAGUGCCAACUAAAAAGUUAGUUAAGCAUAUUUUGCCAGUGUCUUAUAAUAAUGUGAAUGCAACUAGAACAGUAAGGAGAUGCACAGAAAGGAUGCAUGCAACACAUGCAGAAGGAAGAUUCAGGCAGUAGAUCAGUGUGCUUUGUUAACAGGAAGGGAUAGUAAGAAAUGAGCAUAGAUUCAGUAUGGCCAGAGAAAAUUGUCAUGCUUGUAUAUAUACUGAAUAAGUGGGUAAGCUACAGUUCAUAUAGUUGUUGUUGUUGUGUCUUUCGGCUUUUCCCGGUUAGGGGUCGCCACAGCGGAACUCCGGUCCGCUAAUGAUUGGCAGUAGAUUUUUACGUGCCGAGUUGCCGGCCCUGACGCACAACCUUCAACGAAGGUACACCCAUUCACGCAUGUCUCCACACAGAAGACACUCUAGCUGAGAAUCGAACAGGACAAUGUCUUACAGUUCAUAUAGUGGGAGUUGGAAACUACACCUUGCAGUAUUGUUGGCACAGGAGCUGGGAAACUGCAAGUAACCUUGUUAAUGGUACAGAUGCUACGUAACUGCAGCUGGCCCAGAUGCUAGUACAUGAGCUACAAACCUGUAACUGGCAGUGUUGCUGGUACAUACACCUUGUGGUACUGUAACUGGCAGCAAAACUGACAGAACCAUUAUGGAAAACUAUAACUGACAGUAUAGCUGCAUAAGUAGCAUAUGAAACUGAUAGUUUACAACCCAAACUGAACAGGUGCCAUGUGCAAUUCAGACUUGGGGAAUGACAUCCUGGAGAAGAGACCAGAAUGGCACUUUAGAAAAGGAAGGCAUACUGCUCAACUUUCUCUAAUUUUGCAUCAUAUUUUUGCCCUGUCUCUUAAUUUUUCUUUGAUUUUCUUGUAAUUUGCUGAAGAUUACAGUUAAUCAAUAAUGCCAGACAUUAGAAGUUUCAUAGUUAUUGUUCAGAAAACCAAUUUCUGUAUUAGCUUAAGUGAAUUGGAGUAAUAAUUAAAAUUUGUCCCUGAUUUGGGGCUUUUGAAACCCCCACCAUCACCACCGCAACCACCGACAGUACUGUUACAAGCAUGGAUUUGUUUGCUCCACCCCCCACUGGCCCACUUAUUCUUUUUCCAGUACUCCUUUUGGAUGAUUUCUGUUUGGCUACCUUUUAGAGACCUCUUACUCCCAUACUUUUAAGAGUUGUUGAUAUAAAUGAUGAGACACAAAAUACUGUUCAUCAAAAAGUGCAGCAAAAGAAUUAAAAUGAAUACACUAGUGACUUGAAUGCUGGCACAGUCAGUAAACUGUCUGAGAACAACCCUUGUUGCAGCAAGCUAAAUACUUGUUGAAGCAGAGGAGGGAGGGCCUAACUGUAAUUAUUAUAAUGCCACAAACAAGCCAGCUCCCACAGUAAAAACUCCAAAAAAUCACAAAGCCAAAUAACUGAAUAAAUAAAAAAACAGGAGGAGGUAACACGAAGCGAUAGGCAAACUCCAAAAAAAUAGGUCUCAUGGGGGUUUCUCCAUUCAUUUAUGGAUCUUUGGUAACCCAUACAAAAUGGGUGCCACUGGACAGGGAACAGGAAAAUAAUUAAAUGUAUCAAAAUCAGUAUCUGUCAUUGCCUGUAGGUCAAAGAUCGAAACGUUUAUAUUACUUAUCAUUCUCUUCACUUUCAUUGUAGAUAUUUCCUUAGAAGCAUGACGAUCAGAUGGAAUAGCAUACGUUGUUUCCAAAUAAUCAGCCAUAUUCAUUAAAACAAUUGCCUCUCCCUUGUCUGCUUUUUUAAUUAUAUCAUCAUUAUCCUCCAGUCACCGUAACACCUUACAAUUACUUAAAAUUUUUUUAUUUAUUCAGUUAUUUGGCUUUGUGAUUUUUUGAAACAAAUGAAUAUGUUUAUACCAUAUAGCCACCCUGUAGUCAGUGCAUUUUUAUGAUCUUUGUGAAUUAUAAUUAUAUAGAUAUUACAUUGAUGGAAAGAGUUUUAGGAAGUAUUAUAACAUCUGUUGAGGAACGUAAGGGGAAUUCUUUGAACCAAUGUCAGUUUCUGUUUUUGUGCUUUUGAUGUAACUUUCUUUGCAUGCCACUCCAUAUUGAAGUCUUAGUCAAAUUCAUGUAAACAAAGUUAAUACAUCAGACCACGUGUGAAAGGGUUCAUAAGUAACGGUUACUGUCAACAUAUAAUCUAGUUAUCUCCCUUAACCCAUGUGGCUUUUUUGUAGACAGAACUACCUCAAUUAAGGUUUUGACACAGAAUUUUGAAAAUAAUACACUUCACUAUCAUUAUAAAAUUUGACAGAAGUUGCAACCAAACCUUCCUUUCAUCAGAGAUUAGUAUAAAGGACUUCAUUGUUUGCAUGUUAGUGUAGCAUAUUCUUUUAUCAUGGCUCCUGCAGAUCACUAAUAAUUUCAUUAAACAGAAGACAUUCCAGCACUGAUCUUGCUCCAUCAGCCAUGGUAUACUUAUUUGGUGCUGACCCACUUGUGUAACACAAGGCUGGAUCUCAAAAGAUCCAAGCAGCACGGAGUAGGCUGCAUGCAUGCCCAGAAAAAACAGCUGGCCUGAUCUGCUGACAUUGACAGAUGAGGCAGUGGCAUGAGUGAGCCAUGCAGAAGAAGGUUAUUCGGCCAUACAAUCAGAAGCAGUAUAAAUAUCCAACAUCUGUGUAAACUAUCAUGUGAGCGAUCAGUGUAUGAUCAAUGUGUGAUUUGCACUAAGAGAACAUAAUUCAGUUCCACAACAUUUGGUGCAAAUGAAUUAUUUUUACAUAUUCACAUUGUUGUACAUUAAAUUUGUUGGACUAGUAUAUUGGAGUGCAACCAUAUCAUCUUCUUCUGGCUUUUCCCGGUUAGGGGUCGCCACAGCGGAUCACCUGUCCACUCAUGAUUGGCAGUGGAGUUUUACAGUGUCGAGUUGCCAGCCCG
Protopterus annectens (West African lungfish) is the source of this 7023-nucleotide messenger RNA. Its product is annotated as guanylate-binding protein 1-like. Bases 559 to 3540 code for a protein of 993 amino acids. The transcript has 18 exons. Gene Ontology annotation, molecular function: GTPase activity; GTP binding. NCBI's taxonomy places the organism in Eukaryota, Metazoa, Chordata, Ceratodontiformes, Protopteridae. The record is from RefSeq and is a predicted model, not a curated record.